CCGUCUGGGAUCUCAAAUGACGUGGUUGUUUAGCGCAAUUACAAUACAGUACGAAAAUUCGCAAUUUACUAUACGUGUAUUCUAGUCUACAAAUACAUUCGCGAGUUUAUGGUAACGAGCAUUUACCUGACUAGUGCACUUUACACCAGGCUUGUUGCUGAGCGCCCGCCUACGUUCGGACAGCCUUUGUAGUGCGAGUCAAUAUUCCCGGAAGCGUGCUGUGCGUUUGAUUUGAGCUGCUCCCUCCUCGCCAUUCAGUUGCGCGUACUCCAGUGUAGCAGCAGCAGCAUAACGACUAUGGCAGAGCAGGAUCCCACCCCGGAGCAGCUGGCGGCCAUCGCAGCGGCCAACGAGGAAGCGGAGGGCGGGGUCAACUACAAGCCCCCCGCUCAGAAGAGUCUGCAGGAGAUCCAGGAGCUGGACAAGGACGACGAGAGCCUGCGCAAGUACAAGGAGGCCCUGCUGGGGAACGCCUCCGCGGCUGCAGUAGACCCCAACGCUCCCAAUGUCCAGGUGACACGCUUGACCCUGAUGUGUGAGACGGCGCCGCUGCCCCUGACCCUUGACCUACAGGGAGACCUGGAGUCCUUUAAGAAACAGUCUUUUGUCCUGAAGGAAGGCGUGGAGUACAAGAUAAAGAUCAGCUUCAAGGUCAACAAGGAGAUUGUGUCGGGACUGAAGUAUGCCCAGCAGACCUACAGGAAAGGAGUCAAGGUUGACAAGUCAGACUACAUGGUGGGGAGCUACGGGCCGCGGCCGGCAGAGUAUGAGUUCCUGACCCCUCUGGAGGAAGCUCCUAAAGGCAUGCUGGCCCGCGGCACCUACAACAUCAAGUCCAAGUUCACCGAUGACGAUAAGCACGACCACCUCUCCUGGGAGUGGAACCUUAACAUCAAGAAAGAGUGGAAAGACUGAGUCCCCGUCAACUUAAUUCCCCCAUUUUCCCCCUCCAUUAUUUUACAUUCAUAAUUAUGUGAUAAGUAAUUAAGGCAAAUUGCUCUCUCGUCCACCCCAAUCCCUGCAGUAGUUUCAUUCCAAUCACGUUGUCAUGCCCCCCCCCCCCCCCCCCCCCCCCCCACACACUCCUUGUGAUGCUGAGUAUUGAAUAUGUGGAGAAGCAAAUCAUGUGCACAAUCAUGAAUUUGUUUUGGUUAGUUUGUAUAUAACCUUUUUCUUUUAAUGAAAAAAAUGAAAGAUUGAUUUGUUAAUGCUCUUGAUAUGGAUGUCAAUCAACUGUGUGAAUUCCAUCCUUUCCCCUUCAUCCCUUCCUGCUGAUUGUUUUAUACAACCAUGAUCUGCCUUGUAAAGGUGUUGCUGUGUGUUAAAGGCUGUGGUAGGUCCACACUCUGUACUCUUUGUUGGGGACGUUGCCCUCUGUCAGUGGAAAGCCUUUGAGCAGAUUAUAUGUACCAGAGUCCACACAAUUAGUUUAUUCUGGAACUAGUGUGAAUUCCUAACCGUUAAGAGGUGGCAUGACCAGCACUUACCGGCAGUCCACCAGAGGCACUGUGACCACCUGCUGAAGGUGCAAGUGUGCCUCUUCCUGGUCAGGGUUUUCACCUCCCUACCUAGUUCAUUCAGCAGCCAUGUGGCCUUAAAGAGGAUUCCUAUAGAACUAACGAUGAAGGAAAUGAUCACAAAGAGCCAUUUGCCUUUAGAACAGAACUGUCAGAUUGUUACGAGAGCCUCCUACAGGGUUUGAGUAAAAGAGUUUUAGGCUGAGUGCAGGUGCGAACAGAUGAUCAGACAGACCAUUGAGAUGCUUGUACCUUCUUUCCAGAUUAGCCAGUAGAAGUAGACCAUGAAAGAACAGCAGACAUCUCUGCUCCCUUCCCUCCUCACCGCAUCAGGUGGUCUCAAUGUGGACCACCUUUAGUGCUGUUUGCUGAUGUGAAUGUGUUUACAUUGAUAUAAAGAACCUGGUUUUGUUGACAACUAAGAAGUGAGCUUCUUGUCAAAUGCCCUCUAAGCAGACCAUGAGGCCUUCUUCCAGUCACUAACUCCAUUAGUGUAGCGUCUCAUAUGGGGCCUUGCUGGUGGCCCUUGUGAGCAGAGAGGAAUGUCACACAAGGGUUGUUAAUCCGCUCACCUCGAGUAUGAAUCAACUCCAGGAUUACCAAAACUGGCUGUGCCUCUAGCCUUUACAACCACCAGCUUCUCUCUGCUAAGGUCAGACAUUCAGAAUGGGAACUCAACAUCAAAUAGUUUUGAACUUUGGGCCUGAUGUUUUAGGUCAGGUCUAAGUUGUGCGCAGACCCAGAGUUAAGUAGAACGAGAACAGCCAAGACCUCUUAAUACAAAACCGUGUUAUAUUUUUCUACACUCCAUUAAUCAAUGUCAUAACUUGUGAUGUAGGGCUCAGGCUUUGUUUGGUUUCAAUGGUUCAGUAUGUGUCACUGGAUCAUUGUUUCAGUAUGGUUUUGAUUCUGUGUGCCACCUGGAGAACACUGUUCACCUGUCACAUUAAAGUCUUCAGACUGGA
Oncorhynchus kisutch (coho salmon) is the source of this 2482-nucleotide messenger RNA. RefSeq names its product rho GDP-dissociation inhibitor 1-like. Gene Ontology annotation, molecular function: Rho GDP-dissociation inhibitor activity; protein binding. The coding region runs from base 298 to 915 and encodes 205 amino acids. The transcript is spliced from 6 exons. Gene Ontology annotation, biological process: Rho protein signal transduction. Gene Ontology annotation, cellular component: cytoplasm; cytosol; membrane. The record is from RefSeq and is a predicted model, not a curated record. Lineage: Eukaryota; Metazoa; Chordata; Actinopteri; Salmoniformes; Salmonidae.